GUCACACUUUUGGUUGGUGAACCGAUGUUCACCCAUCUUCAACAAGGCACACCCAUUCGAAAGGGCCUUCAUGAUCCAGCAGCCGUCUUCACGAAGCUGGGUACAAUCCUAGCAGGAGCCGUCUCUUCAAUUGGCACCCAACCAGAGGUUUUCUCUUUCAGCUUAGUGCCUGUGCAUGAAGAAAAGGACAGUAUUGAACAGUUAUGA
Tigriopus californicus is the source of this 207-nucleotide messenger RNA. RefSeq lists its product as uncharacterized. The record is from RefSeq and is a predicted model, not a curated record. NCBI's taxonomy places the organism in Eukaryota, Metazoa, Arthropoda, Copepoda, Harpacticoida, Harpacticidae.